Messenger RNA from Salvia splendens (bonfire salvia), 1233 nucleotides. Its product is annotated as zinc finger protein ZAT5. Bases 517 to 1104 code for a protein of 195 amino acids. The record is from RefSeq and is a predicted model, not a curated record. NCBI's taxonomy places the organism in Eukaryota, Viridiplantae, Streptophyta, Magnoliopsida, Lamiales, Lamiaceae. The transcript has a single exon.
AAUUCAAUCAUUAGUUGAAGAUGUGAACCUGCAACACUUACAGCUAGGAAUUGUAAACACUAAUAAAUUGGUUGGAAGGAUAUAUUUAAUAGUAUAAAAAAUGGAGCUAGUAUUGAUUUAUGAAUAUGUCUGCAUUCACAUUUGAAAGUGUAUAACAAAUAAAAUAAAAUAAAGGAAAGAAGAGAAGAAGUGGUGAAGGUAGCGCAAAUUCUGUGGUGCCAGGCUUGCACUCCAAUUCUUCACAAGGAAAGGAAUCGUUCCCAAAAAGUAAUGGGUUUGCUUCAAAGCCAACCGAUUCUCACUCCAUUACCAUCACAAACAACCACACCCAUAUACUACUAUGUAAUUCAUGUUUCUGUUUCUCACUUGUUCACGUUACUACACUUAUUUAUUCCAUCUUAAGUUGCCACUGCAAGAAAGGAAGAACCUCAUCAUAAGUGAACAUUUUCACCUUUCCUUCUUUUCAUAUUCUAUUUAUAGCAUCUCUUUUUCAUCAUUUCCAUUCAACCAAAACCCAUGAUGCUGCAAGAAGUUAGUACUAUGAUCAAGGGGAAGAGGAGCAAGCGGCCGCGCUCCACCUCCCCACUCAGCGUUAUAAGCGACGUCUCCCCUUCGCACUCCGCGCAUGAUGAGGAGGCGGAGGAAGAUAUGGCUAAUUGUCUAAUCCUAUUAGCCAAAGGGAGAUCAUCACCACCACCGGCCGAGGACGCGUACCAAUGCAAAACGUGUAGCAAGUGUUUCUCAUCCUUCCAAGCUCUGGGAGGCCAUCGCGCCAGCCACAAGAAGCCGUUGAUGGAUGACACCACGAAUCUCUCACUUCAAAUCUCAAGCUGCAGAUCGGCAUCGUCGCCGAGCAAGACUAGGGUUCACGAGUGCUCCAUAUGCGGCGCCGAGUUUGGCUCCGGCCAGGCCUUGGGCGGCCACAUGCGCCGGCAUAGGCCCAUUCCGGCCAAUCAUGGAGUCAAGAAGCAGAGGAAUCUGUUAUCCUUAGAUCUCAAUCUUCCCGCACCGGAAGAUGAUCAACCGGAGUCUAAGUUUCCUUUUGCGACAAAGGAACAAGUCAUAGUCUUCGCUGCUUCGCCAUUGAUUCACUGCCAUUAUUAACUAGAUUAUAGAUUGAUUUAAUUUGUUGUUUCCAUUCUUUUUUUUACUUUCAUUCUACGAAUUUCACAUGAAAAGUGCCAUUAUUCAAUAUUCAUAUGCUCAUAAAUGAAGUUGAUUCCUUUAUAUUUA